AUAUGACUGCGCCGCCUCUGUAAACGCGUAUUUGGCGGUAGAGCUGGCGCUCAACUCUGUCGUGAAGAUCUUCACUGUCUCCAGCAGCCCUAAUUACUUCCUUCCUUGGCAGAAUAAGUCUCAGCGAGAAACCCUGGGUUCUGGUUGUUUUUUCUUUCAAAACUUCUGUUUAUAUACAUAUAUAUAUAUAUAUAUAUAUUGAACUUGCUUUCAGUUGCUUGCUUCAAUUUUUUUCCUCAUUUAAGAACCAUAAUAACAAUCAUUUGAGAAUAUCUUUAAGUAGUGAGAAUAACAAGCACACCCCAAAUAUUUUAUUUGCAGCUGUAAAUUAUGUUGGUGUUGGCUGAAUGGAACCGUUCAUCCAUCUUUACUCAUUUAUUGCUCCGUGAACUUGAUAAACUUUUACAGUUUCUGUCUAAAUUGCAUCUUCGUCGCAUCUAAUAUUACCGUUGGCUUCAUGAUAUCCUUGCAUUUUUGUUUCCCUUUUCUUACUUUUUGUUAUUUCUUGAGUACAUAAUAGCUUUGUUUUGGCAACAAUGAUAACAUCAAGAAGAAGAUUAAGAUUUUAUGAGGUCACCCCCCCUCUAUGGAUUUGAUCCAGCUGUGCAUUCAAGUAGAAACAUUUGAAUAUCAAAUACAGGUGUAAAAAAAACCCUAAUGCCGCUCUCCUGAUGUGGGGAAUAAUACGGGGGCAUCUCUCUGAUGAUAUUUUCAGAAUGAAGCCUGUUCCUUGAAUCAAAUACAGGUGCUCCAGCUACAUAUUUUAUUGUCAUCAGGUCUGUAUUUCCCUUGGCCUAGUGGUUUGGGAGAGGAGAUGGCCUGGCAUCUAAUCUUUAGACUUUACACAACCUUGCUUCCCACAGGCAGGGAGGUUAGGACAUGUGUAUACUGUAUGGGAUAAUGUACUUUAGCAAAAUCAUUUGAUCAAGUCAUGAAAGGGUCUGCUGAUGCUAUUUCUUUGACCAAUCAAACAUGGAACAACUACUACCAUCCCAAGCCUAGCAUGUACUUUUUUUGCUUGGGUUUUAUUAUCCCUGGUAAGAGGAUCUUGACAAAUGCUCACGUGGUUGCUGAUAAUACAUUUGUAAUGGUAAGAAAGCAUGGGUCACCUACUAAGUAUAGGGCAGAAGUUCAGGCUGUUGGACAUGAAUGCGAUUUAGCUAUUUUGGAAGUUAAAAAUGAAGAGUUCUGGGAGGGUAUGAACUUUUUGGAGCUCGGCGACAUUCCUUUCCUACAAGAAGCUGUUGCUGUAGUUGGUUAUCCUCAAGGAGGGGACAACAUUUCUAUUACUAAAGGAGUUGUAUCCCGAGUUGAGCCUACACAAUACAUACAUGGUGCAACCCAGUUGAUGGCCAUACAGAUUGAUGCUGCUAUAAAUCCAGGAAAUAGUGGAGGCCCAGCAAUCAUGGGCGACAAAGUUGUUGGAGUAGCUUUUCAGAAUCUUUCAGGUGCAGAGAAUAUUGGUUAUAUAAUUCCUGUCCCUGUUAUUAAACACUUUAUAGAUGGUGUGGAAGAAAGUGGAGAUUAUGUUGGUUUUUGCUCUCUAGGGUUGUCCUGCCAACCUAUGGAAAAUGUUCAACUACGAGACCGAUUCCAAAUGCACUGUGAUAUGACUGGUGUAUUAGUGAGCAAAAUUAACCCACUUUCCGAUGCAUACAGAGUUUUCAGAAAAGGGGACGUCCUCCUUGCCUUUGAUGGUGUUCCCAUAGCAAAUGAUGGAACUGUUCCUUUCAGAAACAGAGAGCGGAUAACUUUUGAUCAUCUAGUCUCUAUGAAAAAACCCAAUGAAAUGGCUAAAAUUAGAGUAUUAAGGAAUGGUGAAGAGCAUGAGUUGAGUAUAGUUCUUCAUCCAUUGCAGCCGCUAGUGCCAGUUCAUCAGUUCGAUAAACUCCCAUCCUAUUUCAUCUUUGCCGGUCUGGUCUUUGUUCCAUUGACCCAGCCCUUCCUUCAUGAGUAUGGAGAAGACUGGUAUAAUACUUCUCCCCGUCGAUUGUGUGAAAGAGCACUGAGAGAACUUCCUAAGAAGGCUGGUGAACAACUUGUCAUUCUUUCUCAGAUCCUGAUUGAUGACAUCAAUGCUGGGUACGAGCGUCUUGCUGAAUUACAGGUAAAGAAAGUAAAUGGGGUGGAAAUCAACAAUUUGAAACAUUUGUGCUGCCUUGUGGAAGACUGUAAAGAAGAAUAUGUGCAGUUUGAUUUGGACGAUGAGAGAGUGAUUGUGUUGAACUAUCAGUCAGCAAAAAUUGCCACUUCUCGGAUAUUGCAGCGCCAUAGAAUACCUUCUCCCAUGUCUACAGACCUUGUCAAAGAAGCCAAGGAUUCAUCAAUGUCCUGAUGGAUAACAUCUAAUCCUGGGUACGAGCGUCUUGCUCAUUACAGGUAAAGACAUUGAAAAAUGGGGUUGAAAUCGACAAUUUGAAACGUUUAUGCUGCCUUGUGGAAGACUGUAAAGAAAGAAGAUUUGGAGUUGGAUUUGGACGAUGAGAUAAGAGAGUGAUUGUGUUGAACUCUCUCACUCUGCAAAAAUCGCCACGUCUCGAAUAUUGCAGCGCCACAGGAUGAAUACCUUCUGCCAUGCCAACCAACAGACCUUGCCAAAAAAGCCAAGGAUUCAGCAGUUGAGUCGCCAAAUAUCCACCAUUUAAUUCAAAAACUCCAGUCUCUGUUGUUUUCCAAUCAUCUUUUAUUGAUGGAUUAUGCUACUUGUUGAGAAAGCUUUAUCGAAAAAAUUAAAUUUUAUUUUUAA
Diospyros lotus (date-plum) is the source of this 2746-nucleotide messenger RNA. RefSeq names its product protease Do-like 10, mitochondrial. The coding region runs from base 932 to 2335 and encodes 467 amino acids. Gene Ontology annotation, biological process: proteolysis. Gene Ontology annotation, molecular function: serine-type endopeptidase activity; protein binding. The transcript has 12 exons. The record is from RefSeq and is a predicted model, not a curated record. NCBI's taxonomy places the organism in Eukaryota, Viridiplantae, Streptophyta, Magnoliopsida, Ericales, Ebenaceae.